GAAGUGGUUCAUUCAUCCAUCCACCGUACAAAGAACAUUCCAAACCGUGCUUCUGGUGUCCGAACCGAACAACUUCAGCUCUCUCUCUCUCUCGUGCACAGAUCUUCUUUCAAAUAAUACCGAUUUUCCUUCUCCUCCUUCUCUUCCCCUUUCUAAUUUUUCUUAUCCUUAUCAGGUUAUUCAUAUUUUCAGACCAAGAUUCACCCUUCGUACGAGAAUGGAUCCUCAAGGUCAUGGCCAAAACCCGUCUAUGGGAGUUGUUGGCAGUGGACAAAUGGCCGCAUAUGGUUCUAAUCCGUACCAGCCCAACCAUUUAACUGGGUCACCUGGGAUGGUUGUUCCCAAUGUGGGGAAUAUUCAACCCGGUGGUCAACCAGAUGGAACUCAGCUCGGACAACACCAACUUGCUUAUCAGCAUAUUCAUCAGCAGCAACAACAACAGCAGCAGCAACAGCUCCAGGCCUUUUGGGGAAAUCAGUAUCAAGAAAUUGAGAAGGUAACUGAUUUCAAGAACCACAGCCUUCCCUUGGCAAGGAUCAAAAAGAUUAUGAAGGCUGAUGAGGAUGUGAAGAUGAUAUCAGCUGAGGCGCCGGUUGUGUUUGCUAGGGCAUGCGAAAUGUUCAUAUUAGAGUUAACCUUGCGUUCUUGGAAUCACACUGAAGAGAACAAAAGGCGAACACUUCAAAAGAAUGAUAUUGCAGCUGCCAUCACAGGAACUGAUAUCUUUGAUUUCUUGGUUGACAUUGUUCCUCGGGAGGACUUGAAAGAUGAAGUGCUCGCAUCAAUACCAAGAGGACCAAUGCCUGUUGGAGGACCUGCUGAUGGAAUUCCUUAUUGCUAUAUGCCGCCUCAAAAUGCACAGCAAGCUGGAAAUCCUGGUCUCAUGAUGCAUAAUCCUAACAUGUAUGCUCCGCAGUCUCAUCCAUACAUGGCACCUCAAAUGUGGCCCCAACCAUCAGAGCAACAACCAUCGCCUUCAGAUCAGUAGCUGCUUAUUAUGGAAGUGUCAUGGUUAGUAAGGUGAACUGAACUUUGGUGCAAUAAAUUAGUUAUGUAAGGGUUGAAACUUGAAGUUUUAUAUUGUACUGACCAUAUCAAUACAUCACAGUAAAAUUUAAGUAUGCAGUAUUUAAAUUUCAAUGUCCUUUUACUUAAUGGAACUUAAUGUUAUUGUAUUAGAAAUAUACAGAUGAAUAACCAAUUAUGGUUUAUGGUUCAUCAGUUAUUAGCACAAGAUGUAUCCGAGUACAGGUGUCGAUCUCGUACUGUAUUGUGAUUUUGCAGUGGUGGUUUCAAUCUGAUCUUGCAUUAUUAGAUGAAAUAUAAUAAUUUUGUAUGUUGUGUGGAA
Trifolium pratense (red clover) is the source of this 1348-nucleotide messenger RNA. RefSeq names its product nuclear transcription factor Y subunit C-3-like. Gene Ontology annotation, molecular function: protein heterodimerization activity; DNA binding; DNA-binding transcription activator activity, RNA polymerase II-specific. The transcript has 2 exons. The record is from RefSeq and is a predicted model, not a curated record. Gene Ontology annotation, cellular component: nucleus. Gene Ontology annotation, biological process: regulation of DNA-templated transcription. Lineage: Eukaryota; Viridiplantae; Streptophyta; Magnoliopsida; Fabales; Fabaceae. Bases 218 to 988 code for a protein of 256 amino acids.